This is a messenger RNA of Aspergillus bombycis, 963 nucleotides long. RefSeq lists its product as uncharacterized. The record is from RefSeq and is a predicted model, not a curated record. The transcript has 3 exons. NCBI's taxonomy places the organism in Eukaryota, Fungi, Ascomycota, Eurotiomycetes, Eurotiales, Aspergillaceae. The coding region runs from base 1 to 963 and encodes 320 amino acids.
AUGGCAACCCCCAUUGCUGCUCAUGUGAUCGCCGUCGUCGGCGCGACAGGAAAUCAAGGAGCUGGCGUUAUCCAGGCGCUACUUGGCUCUAGGGCCCCAGACGGAGGUCUCUGGCAUGUCCGGGGCGUAACGCGCGAUCCCAACUCACCAAAAGCGAAGCAGUUUCUCUCCGACCACCAGACAAAUGACAGCCGCCUUUCUCUCGUCCAUGGCGACGCGUAUGACAAGGAUUCCUUCCAAGUUGCCUUUGCGGGUGCCUAUGGUGUGUUUGCCAUGACUUCUGAGACCCAUAGAGGAAGACUCCUAGAGAAGGAGGAAGAAAUGAAGCAUGAGAUUGAAGCCGGUCACAAUAUGGUCCUGGCUGCGGAAGACUGUGGUGUCAAGCAUUUUGUCUUUAGUAGUCUGCCGGAUAUGGUCAGCGCAACGGGAGGUCGAUUUGUGAAUAUGCACCACAUGAACAAUAAGUAUGAGGUUGAGAAAUUCGCGAGAGAAAGACUGAGCGGCGGGGUGACUUGCCUUAUUCCUGCGGACGGCGUCGUUGAGUUUCGUAUUCCCAUCCCCGGAAGCCAAGUUGCACAGUGGACAGAUCCAAUCCACGACAUGGGGACUUUCGCUGCGAGAGUAUUCGAGCUCGGCGUCCCAAAAACCCACGGAAAGACCUACUGCGUGCUAAGCUCUCGCACCACACCCGAUGAGAUGGUAAGGACAUUCACAAGAGUCACCGGCCAGCCUGCGAUCCACGACCCCAUAUCGGCGGAGGAGUUCGGCGAGAUGACGGCUCCGCGCGUUGGGCCGGCCUUUACGGAAGAUGCCAAGGAGAUGAUGGAAUGGGCUGCUGUGGCGCCCGCGGAUAGGAUCUGUUACGGGGCUUUCGCUGAGGAUCAAGAUCACUCGUUUGAGGAGCUUGGUCUGAAGGCUUCUACUUUUGAGGAGUGGCUUCGUCGCAGUGGAUGGAUGGGUUGA